Labeo rohita (rohu) is the source of this 1331-nucleotide messenger RNA. RefSeq names its product fumarylacetoacetate hydrolase domain containing 2A (gene fahd2a). The transcript has 7 exons. Lineage: Eukaryota; Metazoa; Chordata; Actinopteri; Cypriniformes; Cyprinidae. Gene Ontology annotation, molecular function: hydro-lyase activity. The record is from RefSeq and is a predicted model, not a curated record. Bases 169 to 1221 code for a protein of 350 amino acids.
GUGAGCUGUGUUGUACCAUAGUACAAAGAUUGUGUAAUUUUACUCGGAUAACAGCGAGAUGUUGCAGUGAGUAACACAUUACAUCUCGGACAGAUAAUUUGUUUUAAUCUUUAUUUCAUUUUUUGUAACGUGCAUUAUCAAACCUGCUGUUUUUUGCACCAAGACCAGAUGAGAUUUCUGGGUAUCUCUCAGCUCAGUUUGAGAAGACUCAAUGCCGUAUUCUCUGCAGGCACCGUCAGAGGCACCGCAAGCUCAGCCGCUAUGAGACUCGUCCAGUUCUGCCACAGAGGAGGCGAGGGGGGCGUCAGAGUCGGGGUGGAGCAGGCAGAAGGUCAGGGGGUCAUUGAUCUGAAAGCUUUCGACCCCUCAAUGCCUUCCACUAUGAGAGAGCUCCUAGAAAUGGGGCAAAAGGGAAUGGACUGUGCUAAGAGGGCUUUGUCCAGUGGUCAGCAUGUGGUGGCAAGGUCAGAUAUCAGGCUGCUUUCCCCAGUGACCGGCCCAGAGAAGGUGGUGUGUGUUGGUAUGAAUUAUAAAGAUCACUGCCUAGAGCAAAAUGCCCCAAUUCCUAAAGAGCCUAUCAUAUUCAGCAAGUUCCCCUCCACCAUCACUGGCCCAUAUGAUGACAUCAUUCUACCGGAGGAGAGUCAGGAAGUGGAUUGGGAGGUGGAACUUGCCUUUGUAAUUGGACGGAAAGGGAAGCAUAUUAAGGAAGAGGAGGCCCUUUCCUAUGUUGCAGGUUUCACUGUAGCGAACGACGUGAGUGCUCGUGAUUGGCAGAUGAAGCGCAAUGGAAAGCAGUGGUUGCUGGGAAAAACAUUCGACACAUUUUGUCCACUUGGGCCAGCACUGGUUACCACCGCAGCAUUUAAAGGUACUCAAAACAGAAAAUACAAAAAUCGGAGAAAAGUAAGACAGAUGUCGUAUUUGAGAAUUAAUUCUAGUGAUAUUUCUGCUCAAACAGAUAUUCAUAACCUGGGUAUCCGCUGUCUGGUGAAUGGGGCCACAGUUCAGGACAGUAACACCAAUCAAAUGAUCUUUCAAACCGAGAAGCUAAUUGCCUGGGUUUCACAGUUUGUGACUCUUUGUCCUGGUGAUGUGUUUUUGACUGGAACGCCUCCAGGUGUGGGAGUGUUCAGAAAUCCACCUGUGUUUCUAAAGAGGGGUGAUGUUGUGGAGUGUCAGAUUGACAAGAUCGGAUCGAUACGGAACACAGUCGUGUAACAGGAAGAUCUACAUUAACUGAAGUGCCACUACUACAUUUAAAAUGGUUUUAUAUCAUAAAACAUGGAUUAUUUUUAAACUGAAGAAAAUAAAGAUUUUUAUUUUCAUGA